Quercus lobata is the source of this 2547-nucleotide messenger RNA. Its product is annotated as transmembrane/coiled-coil protein (DUF726). Bases 165 to 2165 code for a protein of 666 amino acids. The transcript has 15 exons. Lineage: Eukaryota; Viridiplantae; Streptophyta; Magnoliopsida; Fagales; Fagaceae. The record is from RefSeq and is a predicted model, not a curated record.
UUUCAAGUUUUUUGACAUUGACUGGGCAAAAACAAAACCGAAACGGCAUGGUUUUCAAUCGCUUCCAAGAAAGAAUUGUUCUCUUCUCAAUUACAGCUUCCACAAAAUGCUAGUAUAUAUUUAACGUCAGCUUCGAAUUUCCGACCUUCUAACUUCAGAGUAAUAUGGCAACGACGUCGUAUUUGACGCCGACGCAAAGCUACGCAGCGGGAGCGUUGUUCGGACUCGCUCUUCACCAAGCCCAGAUCCACCAGACCAACCCGCUGGGCUUGUUUGACCCAACCGAUGAUGACCGAACCAAAACCAGUGAUAGCAGCAGUAGUAGUAACGACGCGGUCUCCGAGGACCCGGGGCUUUGGGUCCACCAAAACUCGGGUCUGCUCCGACCCGUUUUCAAGUUUUUAGAGAUCAGCUCUAAUGCAUGGUAUGGACUUGAGGAAACUGCUGGGACUUCUUCAGCUAACCAUCAUGUUGGAGCAUUCUUGAGGUUACUUGCAGAAGAAAGUGGUGAAAAUUCUUCUCAAAGGGAAGAACAGGAACUUGCUUUGUCAACAGCUGUCGAUGUUACUGCACGUAGCAUGGAAGAAGAUUCUGAAUCUUCCAAGUCUAAGAGGGAAAAGCUUCGUGAAUAUGAACAUGAAUGUCGUGAGAAAUUUUCCACUGCUGAAGUGCAAUCAAACUUGGAAGCAGAAGAUGUGCACUUGUUGCAGGAGACAGAUAGUAAUACGUUUGAAAUUAAAGAUGCAGAUCAUGCGUUAAUGAGUAAAAUGACUGAGAAGCCAAUUGAGGAGGUAACAAUGCUCAGUUAUCGGAGGAAAGUUACCGUUCUCUAUGUGCUUCUUUCAGCUUGUCUGGCAGAUACAAGUGAUGACAACAAAAAGAGUAACCGACAAAGAAAGGGCUAUGAUGCUCGACAUCGUGUGGCUUUACGCUUGCUGGCAACUUGGUUUGAUAUCAAAUGGACAAAAAUGGAAGCAAUUGAGAUAAUGGUUGCUUGCUCUGCAAUGGCUUUAGCAAAAGAGGGAGAAUCCAAGAGAGAAGAAGAAAAACAACCUUCAAAAAACAAAUGGGCUAAAUGGAAGCGAGGUGGUAUCAUUGGUGCGGCUGCAGUAACUGGAGGAGCCUUGAUGGCAAUUACUGGUGGAUUAGCUGCCCCAGCAAUUGCUGCAGGACUUAGUGCCCUAGCUCCAACAUUAGGGACUCUGAUCCCUGUGAUUGGGGCUGGUGGGUUUGCGGCAGCUGCAAGUGCUGCAGGAACUGUUGCUGGUUCAGUUGCUGUUGCUGCAUCAUUUGGAGCGGCUGGUGCUGGACUUACAGGGACCAAAAUGGCUAGAAGAGUUGGAAGCGUUGAUGAAUUUGAAUUCAAAGCUAUAGGAGAAAACCAUAAUCAAGGCAGGCUAGCAGUUGAGAUCUUGGUCUCGGGAUUUGUUUUUGAUGAGGAAGAUUUUGUAAGGCCUUGGGAAGGACAAAAUGAUAACUUAGAAAGCUAUGUGUUGCAGUGGGAGUCUAAGAAUCUAAUUGCAGUGAGCACUGCAAUUCAGGAUUGGCUUACUUCAGGCCUUGCAUUGCAGAUGAUGAAGCAAGGUGCAAUGCUGACUGUGUUAAGCACACUCGUAACAGCAUUGGCUUGGCCAGCAGCGCUACUUGCCGCAACUGACUUUAUAGAUAGCAAGUGGACAAUUGCUGUUGACAGAUCGGACAAAGCAGGGAAGCUGCUUGCCGAAGUGUUAUUAAGUGGAUUGCAAGGCAACAGGCCUGUGACACUAGUAGGUUACUCACUUGGAGCACGAGUAAUUUUCAAGUGUCUCCAGUUUUUGGCUGAGACUGAACGUGAUGCUGAACUUGUAGAGAGAGUUGUUCUUCUAGGAGCACCCAUCUCCAUUAAUGAUGAGAACUGGGAAGCUGCUAGAAAGAUGGUGGCUGGAAGAUUUGUGAAUGCUUAUUCCAAAAAUGAUUGGAUGCUUGGAGUUGCUUUCCGUGCUAGUUUACUUACUCAAGGAUUAGCAGGAAUUCAACCAAUCAAUAUUCCGGGGAUUGAGAAUGUUGACGUAACUGAUCUCAUUGAAGGUCACUCUUCCUAUUUAUGGGCUACACAGCUAGUCCUGGACCAGCUUGAGCUGGAUACAUAUUAUCCUGUUUUCAGGAGUACUACUUGCAAACAAUAGAGAUUUUUUUGAAUUUGCAUUUCGGAUUCUACUUUUGUCCACUCCUGCAGCUGGUAUUGUGAUAUCCCUAUCAUUUCCUUUCUAGCUGAUGGAAGUGUAGCACUUGUACGGAGUACCUCAGGUGGAUCAAAGCAUAUUAAGUCGCUCAACUUAGAGCUUCUUGGCUAGUUGAUAUUUCACCCUUUUUCCUUGCAUUUGUAUAUACACCCAAGUGUAAUUAAUGUUUGAUAGGAGGCUGAAAAUGUAUUGCAGUCUGGUUCAUAUUUAUUUAUAUUACCAUCUUGAUCUGGGUGAAUAACUCCUUCUCUUCGAUUUGGAAAAAUAUAUUGCUUCCUAUACAAGUCUAAACCAAUUGAUAUAGACUUCCAAUCCACUAUACUUG